Oppiella nova is the source of this 666-nucleotide messenger RNA. The record is from the annotation of a GenBank genome assembly. Lineage: Eukaryota; Metazoa; Arthropoda; Arachnida; Sarcoptiformes; Oppiidae.
AUGCUGUUACCAAAAGUUGCCAAACUAUUUGGUCUGACUUUAUUGGCCCAGAAUGUGACGGAUUAUUUCACAGACAUCUGUACUAAAAUCAUAGCUGAGCGCAGGGCUAGUAAGGGAACCGGGAAUAAAAGAUACGACUUUUUGCAGCUAUUAUUGGAUGCAAACGACAAGAAUAAUGAGACCGAAGAUAAUAAUGAUUUGAUAUCUGAAACAAAUGGCCAAAAGUCUGAAUUAGAUACUGAUGCCCGUCCUAUACAGACACACAAUAAAAGUAUGUCCGACGCGGAAAUGAUAGCCCAAUGUGUGGUGUUUUUUAUGGCCGGGUAUGAGACCACAGCCACUACCAUAUCAUACGCCGCAUACCUAUUGGCAAAAAACCCAGAAUCACAGGAAAGGCUGUUUGAAGAAUCAAAAAGGAUUUUCGAGUCAAAAUCGGACAUCGAUUACGACGCUAUCGAGAGGCUGGAGUACCUGAACGGUGUAGUGAUGGAGACUUUACGCCUAUACCCACCGGCACUGGUACUGACGAGGGAGGCGUCGGUCGAUACAGUACUGGCCGGGGAUGAAGAGACUAUCAAACUAUUCAAAGGAGACAUAUUUCAAGUACCCAUUUAUGUGCUACAUAUGGACCGCCAGUAUUUCGACGAUCCCUAUGCCUUCAAACCG